This is a messenger RNA of Diatraea saccharalis (sugarcane borer), 3732 nucleotides long. The record is from the annotation of a GenBank genome assembly. NCBI's taxonomy places the organism in Eukaryota, Metazoa, Arthropoda, Insecta, Lepidoptera, Crambidae.
AGUAACAUUGGUUCGUGACUACGCUUCGGUCAGAAAAUCUCUUGCUACGCAUUUAUGGGAUUUUUUGAUAUAAUAAUUGAAUUUCAUCAAGAAAAUUAUCGUCUAAUUCAUCUCAGUUAAGGUAAGGGAGUAAGUUAACCCUCCGGAAGUACUGGAAAGUGAUUAUUUAUUAUGUUCAUAUAUAUUUCCUUCUGUAUCACAGCCAUGUUGAAGUAGUGUUGAUUUUCUAAGUUUUCACCAGUUUUAUCGUUAUAAAAAAGUUAAAGUUGUUCACAAGUAAAUGUGACAGACCCAAGUUUCGUUUGUGUUGUGAUUAUAAAGUUGAAAAAGUCUUUCCAAUAUGAAAAGUGUUAAAAGUGCCACCGAUACUGGCUUCGAGGCGUCGUCUGUAAGGCAUGGAUUCAGAAGAUUCAAGAGGUGGUGGUACUGGGGAUGCUCGUUCGUCAUCAAGUAGUAGCAGUACCAGUUCAAGGAGUAGACGGAGCUCAUCAUCAGAUAGAAGUGAAACUUCUAAAAAAGAUGAUAAACCACCCAGAUCACCAUCUUCACCAAAGUCUGAAGGUCCUAGGUCACCUUCACCAAAGUCAGAAGGUCCCCGAUCACCUUCACCAAAGUCUGAAGGCCCUCGAUCACCUUCACCAAAGUCUGAAGGCCCUCGAUCACCUUCACCUGAGAGUAGAUCUCAGUCACCUUUAUUACGAUCCUCAUCGUCACUUAAAAAUCCACGGUCCCCUGGUAAUCUGAGUGAAGCUCAUUCUGAUAUCAAUUCACCAGAAAAUUCAAUGCCAGGCUCACCACUGGCUUCUAAAUUGCUUGAUGCACCUAAAUCGCCUAGUGAUAUGGGCUCCAAUGUUGGUUCACCAGAAAGGGCUGGUCAUUAUUCUUCAGCUCCACCUUCUGCUAGUGACGGCCCUAAAACCCCACAGAGCCCUAGUUCUGCUCCAGGUUCCCCUAGUUCUAGGUCCCGUCCAGUUUCUCCAGAUUCGAAAUCUCUGUCUGACAAGAAUGCAGAUGCACAUUCUCAGUCCUCUAGUGCAUCACCAGAUAGGGCAUCAUCAAGAUCUCCGAUUAGGUCACCUCAAGCAACUAAAAAGGUAUGGAGCCCAAAAGAAAAAUGGAGACGUCACACAAAAGCAGAGCAGAAAAUGGUACCUAUAAUGAGGGAACGAAGCAGAUCCGAGUCUAGUCAAUCUAGUAGAAGUUCAUCAUAUAAUAAAAGACGAUCAAGUGCAAAGGACCCUGCUACUGAAGAAAUUUCUGAUGGUGAAAUGGAAUCAGACCAAGAAGAGGGAAACUCACAAAGUAAAUCAGUAACAAGUGACAAGAAUGAUGGAAAAGAUCUCAAUAUAAGCCAUGAAGACUUAUCUGAUGUGUCUGACUUAGACUCUGUUGGACCAGAGGAUUCAGAAAAGGAAGCAAAGAGAAAAUUACCUCCUGCAUCACCGGAAUAUAAACCGGAUAUAAAUGUGAAUGGGAAUAUCACUGCAAGUGCUCAUUCCUCCCCUAAGUCUGAUAGUGGAAGUGUUAAAAUUGAAUCACAAAAAUUAGAAAAAGUUCCUCAAGAAAAGACAAGUAAUACUGAAGAUGGGGAAGAACAGCUUGAUUUUGAAGCAGAAGAAGGUGAAUGUAUUGAACCUAAACAAUUAGAGGCCAAUGGAGAUACAGAUGUUAAAGGACAAGAAAAAGAUGAGGUGAAACCUGGUCGUCGAUCACGUGGUUCAUCAUUGGAGGAGGGUGAGGUGUCGGAUGAAGCAGAACGUCGCCCGGAGGAGAGUGAGCCGCGACCUGUCUGUCGGUUCUUUUCUAGAGGUGCCUGCACAUGGGGUGUCAGUUGCAGGUUCUUGCAUCCUGGUGUAACGGAUAAGGGCAAUUACAACAUGUUUGACGUAGUGAGAGGCGUGCCCUCUAGUGGACCGUAUAGUUCAGCGCCGCCAAGAGAUACGGCACCUCCAGAGUCUGCUUGGGAGCGCGGCCUGCGAACUGCAAAAGAGAUGCUUCGAAUAGCAAAUAAGCGUAAGGAGCAAGAUAUGGACUUUGAAGAGAAGAAACUCCACCUGUCAGUUGGUGGAGUGGUCCAUGACCCAGACGCAGAACUGGCAUACGCCGCCGCAGCCGUGGGCGCUUCGCCCCCCAGACUCGCACAUGAUAUGAUACCACAUAGAGACCCGGAGACUUUCAGCAGGUCAUACGGUCCAAUGUAUCGCGGUAGGUACUUACGACCAAUGGAGGAACGUGAACGUUUCUAUGAGCCGGAGCGCGGUUACGAACGCGAACGUAUGUACGAGCGUCCGCCACACUACGAUGAACGUGGACCUAUACCUGACGACGUUUCAUACCACAAGCGACGAGUACGCUCGUCACGCGAAGUGAUAGUGCAACGUGCGGAAGUUGAACGGCGGGAGGGUAGAGAAGGGCGGGAGGGCCGCGAGGUUAGAGAAGGUCGAGAGGGUAGGGAAGGCCGGGAGGGUAGAGACGGACGAGAGGGCAGAGAGGGACGGGGUAGGGAAGGCCGUGAAGGGAGAGAUGGGAGAGAAGGCCGCGGAGAUGAGUGGGCCGAUCCCUGGAUGAGAGCUGAACCUGCUGCCAGACGACGUCGACCGCCUUCAUCUGAUGAUAGCUACUCAUCUACUAGCUCUUCAAAUUCCAGUUCGCGCAGCUCGCGAUCGCCGAAUGCUCGACGCAAGAGAAGGGCUUCUUCGUCGGCACGACAGAGAUUAUCACCGUCGGUGAUAGUACGGGAACGUCGUAUGGCGACGGCGCGUGCGACGGCUAUGAACCCGCCCGCCCCGCGCCGCCGCGCCCCCUCUCCCGCGGCCGCCAGGCAACUGGCCGCCAACCCCCCGCCCCCUGCAUCACACCGGCAUAAGGAUGAAUUGGAUCCAUAUGGUCGUAACAAAGCAAGUAUAAGAGAUAGAAAGAAAUACUCGAGAUCGUCAACAUCUGGAUCAGAUUCGUCAUCGUCAUCUAGUGAAUCGGAAAGCGAGUCGCAUUCGUCGUCGUCGUCGGGCAGUUCGACGGCACGCCGAGCGAGGCAUGCGAGGUUACUGAAUGCUACAGCUAGACCUAGGUUAAAUGCGAAAUCCAACACGGGAUUAGCAGUCGCAGUAUCUACAGUGACGACCACAAAAGAAAUAAAUGAUAAAGAAUCGAGUGGGAAGAAACGCGCGGCCACGUCGCCAGUGAACACUGCACCCGCCAAGAAAUCCGUGUCAAGACGUGAGGAGUUACUCAAACAACUGAAAGCCGUGGAGGACGCGAUCGCUAGGAAGAGAUCCAAAAUAUAACGUUACUUCAAAUAAGGAACAAGUUUGGGUGUAGCAAAGCCGACAGUAAGAAUAUUUACUGUUUGUGAGAGACUCUAGGUUCAAUUAGCCUACUUAUGUAUUUCAAACAAUCUGAGAAAGCAUACAGCAGAACCAAUGUCGUACAAAUAAGCAUUUAGUUAAUACCGUUAAUGACUUUGAUCUGAUCUUAAAAAUGGAAUAUCUGUAAUUGCUUUUAUUAACAUCAUGUUGUAUAAUUAUAAUGUUAUUAUCAUGGGUAGCUAUGAAUGUUGUUUUCAUAUGGUAUUAUUACUCUUCUAUUGGAUAUGUCAGGGGAAGACUUCAAUUGAUAUUUCUAUUUUCUUUCAUUACAGCAAUGAAAGCCUAGAUAGUAGGUUUAAAGUUGUAUUGAUAAUUCAGCUGUAUAAUGAAAAUGUUCAAGAGCUAAAGAAUAAAAAUACUUUGGUAG